Polistes dominula (European paper wasp) is the source of this 802-nucleotide messenger RNA. RefSeq names its product cuticular protein 11 (gene CPR11). The record is from RefSeq and is a predicted model, not a curated record. Gene Ontology annotation, cellular component: extracellular matrix. NCBI's taxonomy places the organism in Eukaryota, Metazoa, Arthropoda, Insecta, Hymenoptera, Vespidae.
AAAUAAAAAAAAAGUUUGAAAUUCUCUUCAUAAAGGAGCCGCCACGCGCUACCAGCUCGUGUCUGGUGAUGACGAAAAUUUAGAUCGUAACGGUGCUUUUAGUGGAAUUAGUAUCAUUCGAUUGACUAGUACGAAGCCCAGGCCCGUCUCUUCUUACUUGUGUUCACCACCGAAACUGAUCGCUAGGUAUAACAAACGAAUUAGAAGGUUUAUAGUUGAAACCGUCAUUUCGAGUUGCUAUAAAACGAACACGUUACUCGACCUGUGGAAACAGUUUAUCGUUGAUUUUCGUUAGGGGAGGUACUAUGGACUUUGCUGAACUGAAGAUGUCGAUACUAUGCAUGGUCUUUUUAUUCGCAGUAGUCAUGGCUACUCCAAAAGUUCACGAAGAUGAUGGAGGUAAAGAAGCAGAUCAUGGUGAUUCCCAUGGACAUGCCCAUUCCUAUCAUCACUUUUCCGGACCAGUAGUAGGUCAUCACGAAGAAAUAACAUGGAAAGACAAACAUGGUGACCAUUACCACGAUUAUCGUGCUCAUCCUAAAUACAAAUUCUCUUACGGAGUUAUAGAUCAUCAUACGAAAGAUCAUCACGAUCAAAGCGAGCAUCGAGACGGAAAAAAAGUUGAAGGAGAGUACCAGCUUCAUGAACCAGGUGGUAACGUAAGGGUUGUUAAGUAUCAUGCUGAUCCACAUAGUGGAUUCUUUGCUGAAGUUCAUAAUAUUGGUGGAAACGAUCAUUCUGGUGGACACAAGCAUGGAUAAUGUUUAAAAAUCAUUUCAAUCGUUAAUUGUUUCCAUGUAUA